GUGUGGGGGGGGCUGUCUUGUUUGCAGCUUGUCAGCAAUUGCUUGAGACAAGCUUCCCCUCCACCAUGUGUGAAAGCUACUUGGCGUGAAUACCCGGACUGUACCAAGUGGCGGCGAGUCAUGAGGGGGGAGCUGCAAGAAAAACAGACCCACGCAGAGACAAUAGGCCCCUGAAGUGUUCCCCCCGAGUUGCUUUGAUGUUGUCCUAGUGUCUAGAUGCUAGAGGGGACCAGGGCUUGUGAGGAAGAAGAAGUCUUUGUGUGCACUUUUUUUCACCAGCCAGGACAAAAGAGUGGGGAGUAAGAAGCCCAAAGGGAAGAAAAAACACAAAAACAAAUGAAAACCAAAGCGCUCCUCUAGAUGUUUUGUGUCCGCGGUAGUGGGGAAGCGAGGGAAGGAGAGAGCGAGUGAGGAGGAGAAGAGAGCUGCAGUAGCACAGGUUGAUUGGGUUUGUGAAUGGUCACUGUGAUCUUCUGCUGAGAGGGAGUGCUGGGAUCUGAGGCUCUGCGACAGUUGUGACUCCGGGCCGACGCUAAGCCAGUCAGCUUGCUUUGUCUGCCGGACCAAGGUCAAAGGGAACCCUGGGAUAGGCUCUCCUCGUGAGGAGUAGCCGGGGUCUCUUGAGACCUGGGGUCAUUUAAGCAGCGUUGGGGAUUUGACGAGCGCGGCCCAUUGCAAUGCAGACAUGGCCACGGCUAUAUCGUGACAGAGGGACAUGUGUGCCCAAGGACUGUGAGAGCUCCUUGAGGAGACUCCAGGCACACAGCACCUCACACGUACUGACAUCCAGAUGAUGCUGGAGGUGCAAGAGGAAAGAGCAGCAGGAAACUUCAGCCGGAAAGAGCGCGUCAAGAAGGAGCGGGACGAGGCAGGCCCAGACAGUGGCCGAGCCAAUAACCACGUUAACCCCUCUAAUAACCACAGCCCCGCCCCUAACUCCGCCCUUGCCGGCACAGGCCACAGGAACACCCGGGCCAAGGCCACACCCUCGGCCAGCCCGCACCAGCACUUGACUCCGUCCUCUGUCUCCCUGGGAUCGCCGUCAAUGCAUUCCAGCAAUCCCAAAGUGAGGAACUCCCCAUCGGCUAACACGCAGAGCAGUCCCAAACAGAAGCAGGAGGCCAUGGUGCGCUCUCCACCCGUCAUGUCUCCCUCCAGCGCCGCCCAGAUGGACUCAAAACUACCCAAUCAGGGAAAGCCAGGGGGCGCGGGCAGCCAAUCGCAGCCCUCGCCCUGUGACCCCAAAACUCUAGGCCCUAAGGGGCCCAUAGGGAGCCUAGGACUAAAAAACGGACAAGGCCUGAUUGCAGGCAACGGGGCCAAGGGCAAAAUGAAGAGGGAAAGAAGCACUUCGGUGGAGUCGUUUGAGCAGCGUGACACGGGGACGUCCAACAGCGAGGGGGAUCAGAAAGAGCUGGGCAGCCGAGCCAAGAGGCUGUGUGUAGCUGAGCGGCGGCAGCCCUACAGUGGAGCGGACUGGUGCUCUGGGGGCGAGAGUGACGAGGAAGACCCAGGGUUCUUUAACUGCAAUUCGAUAGAGAUGAAGCCUCUGGACUCCAACAACGCGCUCAGCUCGGCCACGUCGACCCACAAUGCCGUUGGAGGGCAGAGCAUGGAGCUGGGCGGCAGCGGUCCCAAGCCCGGGUCAAAGGUCGUGUACGUCUUCACAACAGAGAUGGCCAACAAGGCGGCUGAUGCGGUCUUCACAGGCCACUCGGACAACAUCAUUGCCUUCCACAUGAACAACAUCUCCAAGGGCAACAAGCCCCACCUACCUGUGAAUAAUCAGAUGGGACCCCCUCGGGGUGACUCCAAGCAGCUGGGCGGAGCCCCCCAGCAGCAGUCAUCUCACCCUUCUGACCAGAACCACCAGCAGGCCUCCAAAGCACCUCCACCAGGCCAACAGCAGCCAGCAGAAGCCCAGCCUCAGGGGGCCAAGCCUGGGAGCUUCCCCCAGGACGGGGCCGCCUCUGGGGGCAUGGACUCUAAGAGCGGAAGCCCCCAGGACGGCACCCCCCACGACCCUAACAGCAACCCUGGAGGGCCGCCUGGCCACCAGACCCCCUCUGGGGCAUCCCAACAGAGCUUCUCCUCUCUGGACCUUCCCAAUGGUGCCGACGCCAAACUCACGGCCCAGCAGCAGCAGCUGGCACACGAGCUGAUGUCCAGUAUGGGGGACAACUCUGAGGGCCUGUCCCAGGAGCAGCUGGAGCACCGCGAACGCUCCCUGCAGACACUACGGGACAUCCAACGCAUGCUCUUCCCCGAUGACAAGGAGUUAUCCCUCAAAGACAUGGUAGCCAUGGGGCAGGGCAACCCGGGCGGGCCCCCCGGCCCCAACCCCGGCAUGAUGGAGGGGGGGCCCAAGAAGCCAGGGGAGCAGGGCCCCCUCCAGGCCAUGAUGGCCCAGUCCCAGAACCUAGGGAAGCCUGGAGGCCCUGGGGGGCCCCGGCCCGAUGGUCCUCCAUUUGGGCCCGGAGGCCUCAGAGACAUGCCCUUCUCCCCAGACGAGCUGGGGCCCCUGCCUCCUGGGCCACCUAUGAACUCUCACGGAGGGCCCGGCGGUGAGCACGGGGAUCACACAGGGAUGAACCCGGAGCAGAUGGCAUGGCUGAAACUGCAGCAGGAGUUCUAUGAGGAGAAGAAAAGGAAGCAGGAGCAGAUGCAGCACCGGGGGCCCAUGGGUGACAUGAUGAUGCACCAACAAGGCCCCCGUGGCCCCAUGAUGCGCGGGCCCCCGCCUCCCUACCAGAUCAAUUCGGCUGGGGAGAUGUGGGGCCCUGAGCACUUCCCAGAGCAGAUGAGCAUGGGCCCCCGGGGCCCCAUGCACCCCCACAUGCAGAGGAUGCCCGGCGGCUUCCCUCCUGGCAUGAUGAACCCUGGUAUGGAGGGCGGCCCCAACCCCAGAGGGCCCCGGCCUGGAAUGAAUUGGCCCGACGACAUGGGACCCAACAUGGGCGACGGCAGGGGCUUCCCGCCCGGACAGGGGCAGUUUGUAGGGCCAGGGGGUCGGGUGGAGAGGUUCCCCAACCCACAGGCGGUGCAGGAGGCCAUGUUCCAGCAGGGCAUGGGGGGUGACAAGCAGGGCAUGGGGUUGCCCCCGGGCAUGAUCAUGGAGAUGAACAGGAUGAUGGGGGGCAACGGCCCCCGGGGGCCAAUGGAUGGCCCCGGCAAUGGCCCUAACGGAGGAGGCAUGAUGUUUCCCAGAAUGCCUGGCGACGUUGGCCCCAUGAGUCCAUCCUCCAGGAUGGAGUUUGUCAAGGGCCUGGGCAGGGACAUGGGCCCUGAGUUCAGCAUGGGCCCCGGGAACAUGAACAUGGGGCCCAAUCCCCAGAUGAUGCAGGCUAAAAUGAGGGGGGAGCCUCCCAUGAACUUGAGCCCCGAGGAGAUGAUGAAGAUGAGAGGAGGCUCCAUGCCAGAGAACAUGGGUCCUCAGAAGAUGAUGCAGGGGCCUCCCUUCCCUGACCAGGGUCACCACCCAGGGGACUUCAACAUGGGCUCCAACCGCCACUUCCCAGGCAUGGGGUCUCACGGGCCUGGGAACCCUAGGUGCCCCAGAGGUGAACCCCCCUUCGGCCCUGACCAGCGAGGACCCAACCACGGCAACAGCGGUCGCCUCAGCCAUAUGCCCCCCAACUCGGGCCCGCCUCCCAACCAGAGGAACAUGGGGGGCCGCAAGGGUCCCCAGGACAUCCAGGGCGGCCAGGCUAACUCACCCAACAUCAACCCCCUCAAGUCCCCUACGCUGAGGCAGGUCCAGUCCCCCAUGCUGGGCUCGCCCUCUGGGAACCUCAAGUCCCCCCAGACGCCCUCCCAGCUGGCCGGCAUGCUCCAGGGUCCUACGGCGGCGGCAGUGGCUGCAGCCGCGGCGGCUGCCUCCAUCAAAUCUCCCCCCAUGAUGGGUUCGGCUGGAGCCUCUCCCGUCCACAUGAAGUCUCCCUCGCUCCCGGCACCCUCCCCAGGGUGGACAUCGUCCCCCAAGCCCCCCAUGCAAAGCCCAGGCAUCCCCCAGAACAACAAGCAGCCUCCGCUCAGCAUGACCUCACCCAACAUGAUGGGCAAUGUGGAGCAAGGUGGGAAUGGUCCCCCCACAGCACCCCCUUCCAGUAGUGCUUCCAGUCUUCCGUCUGGCAGCCCCUACGCCCUGCCCCCUGAGCCCACGAUAUCUCAGAACCCCCUGUCCAUUAUGAUGUCACGCAUGUCCAAGUUCGCCAUGCCCACUUCCACGCCCCUCUACCACGACGCCAUCAAAACGGUGGCGAGCUCGGACGACGACUCGCCACCGGCCCGCUCGCCGAACCUGCCGCCCAUGAACAUGUCUGGUAUGGGAAUGAACCACCACCCGGGCCACAACCGCAUGAUGGCUCCCACGUCACAAGGCCCCAUGCCCGCUCUCAGCCCCAUGGGCAUGAACACCAUGGGCUCCCAGCCCCUCUCCCACGGCAUGCCUAACCAGAUGCCCUCGCCCAACCCAAUGGGGGGGCCCCACCAGGGGCCCAUGGGGCCGGGUAUGAUGGGGCCCCACGGCAUGAUGAUGCCCGGCGGGCAGGACCCAGGGAUGGGCAACCCUCAGAUGAUACCUCAGGGCCGUAUGGGCUUCCCCCACCGAGGCCAGGGAUUCCCCCCCGGUCACUCUCCUCCUCAGCAGGUCCCUUUCCCCCACAACGGCCCCGGGCCCCAGGGUGGUUUCCCCCACGGCAUGGGCUUCCAGGUGGAGGGGGGCCCAAUGGGCCGAAUGGGGAACAUGGGCCCUGGCGGGGAUCCGGGCGGCAUGUGUAAACCCAACACUCCCGGAGGAAGCCAGGACUUCAACAUGUUCAACAAUGAUAACGACCUCCACGAGGUCAUGCGAACGGGAGCUACCGGAAUGCCGGAGUUUGACCUCUCCCGGAUUAUCCCAUCGGAAAAGCCCAGCCAGACUCUGUCCUACUUCCCCCGCGGUGGCGACGGCCCGGGGGGGAAACCUCACCCCUCCGGCCCCCAGGGAUUCCCUCCCCAGAUGCAGGGGAUGAUGGUGGAGGGGAACCCCAGGAUCGGGAUGCCCAUGCAGGGGAUGGGAGGUCCGCCGGGCCCAGGCCACAUGGGGGGGCCCCAAGACAUGCCAAUGGGUAACCCUGGCCACAAUCCCAUGCGGCAGCUACACCCUGGCCACCCCGGCUUCAUGCCCCAGGGCAUGAUGGGACCCCAGCAUCGGAUGCUGUCGCCGGGACAGCAGCCGGGCAUGAUGGGAGGACCUGGGCAUGGGAUGAUGCAGGUUAAAGAGAGGGGGGGGCUCAUGUACAAUCACCCGGGCCCCGUGGGCUCGCCCAACAUGAUGAUGUCACUCCACGGCAUGGGUGGCCCCCAGCAGACUAUGAUGAUGCCGCCUCAGAUGAGGCCUCGCGGGAUGGCAGGGGACAUGGGCAUGGGCUUCAACCCUGGUCCCGGAAACCCCGGGAACCUCAUGUUCUGAGCUGCUACAGCUAAGUAGAAACUAAAGACCUGACUCGGAACCCGCAGGAGUCUAGAACCUGGAGUCUAGAACCUGCGCCAAAAAAGGAAUACACAUGAGACUUGUGCUCUCUUAGGCGGUUGUUGUGUGGACUGGGGACACAUACAUUCACUCUGGCACAUACGCACACACACACACGCACACACACACACACACACACUCACAUCCCGAGACACUUUUGGGCUGGUUUAGCAGUCUGUCGGGUGUGGUGGUGCAACUGCAGCGUGUUCCACUGAGGGGAGGGAUGUACACCAUUUCAGAGGGGACUGAUCUUUCUCUGUUUUGGAAAACGUAGAAUGUAUGGGACGAGUCUAGGCUCCAGUGUUCUACAGACGAAUAGGAAGCCUCUUCAUAAAAACUCCAGGGAUGACCCGGGACCAGAGGUCCGUAGUUGUACUGUUAUAAGAACAGCUAAACGACGAAAUGUAAAGAACAAUAAAGGAUUAAAAACACAAGGAACUGAAUGAAAAGACGAAAAGGUCACAGUUUUUGUUGUUGUCUCGAGUUGCACCAUUUUUGGCUGUAUGUUUACAUCUCAUCUCAUCACUACCCUCCAGAGAUUCAAUGCUAUUUGUAUUUGUGUACUGUAUUUGUGUUGUUAAAGGGAUUUUAAUAGUGACUUCUAGUUUGUUUUCCCAUCUUCUUUUGUAAAGGAGGGUGGGGGUAUGGAGAGGGGGGGGUAGCCAAAUGUCGCUGCAACUCCCACUCUGAAAUGCUGUUAACCAUGUAGGGGGGUCAAAGUAUUUUAAAAACUGCAUUUUCCUUUGUUACUCUGUAUAAUAUGCCAAACGAUGACCUCAUACAGAUAAUAGUAUUAUUAAAAAAAGCACAAACAUGAUUUAACUGUAAAGAUUUUUUUUUUUUCCCCUCCUGUUUUUAUUGUCAAAAAACACUCGGUAGGAGGGGUGAUUCUGGGGCAUACGCUGAUGAGGCCUGGUUUAGAAUUGGAUAUGGGGUUAGGGGGGGGGGGGUGAUGUCUGUCACACCUCAAACCCCUCUUAGCCCUAACGGACAAACAGACACAGCAGAAAGCAAAGCCUCUGCGCUCACCUUUCCAGGCUAGGAGUACAGAGAGGAGAGUAAAAGAAGAAGAAGAAGCCUUAACCAUGUCUGGGUUACUUGGAGGGGUGGUGACCAUGGAAUUUUGCUGAAUAAAAAAAAACCAGAAAUGACGACAAAAAAAGCAAAACAGAAAAUGAGCUAGUAGGUUGUAUCUGUGUCCCUGCCUCUCCUGUGUUAACACGUUGUCAUGUGACUCCAUUGAAUUUGGUACAGAGCUGUGGUGUUGGAAGACUAAUAAAAUAUAUUGUUUGGUA
Oncorhynchus nerka (sockeye salmon) is the source of this 6807-nucleotide messenger RNA. Its product is annotated as B-cell CLL/lymphoma 9 protein-like. Bases 791 to 5452 code for a protein of 1553 amino acids. Gene Ontology annotation, molecular function: beta-catenin binding; transcription coactivator activity. The record is from RefSeq and is a predicted model, not a curated record. Gene Ontology annotation, cellular component: beta-catenin-TCF complex. Gene Ontology annotation, biological process: positive regulation of transcription by RNA polymerase II; canonical Wnt signaling pathway. NCBI's taxonomy places the organism in Eukaryota, Metazoa, Chordata, Actinopteri, Salmoniformes, Salmonidae. The transcript is spliced from 11 exons.